This is a messenger RNA of Loxodonta africana (African savanna elephant), 10647 nucleotides long. RefSeq names its product phenazine biosynthesis like protein domain containing (gene PBLD). Gene Ontology annotation, molecular function: isomerase activity. Gene Ontology annotation, biological process: biosynthetic process. The transcript is spliced from 11 exons. Lineage: Eukaryota; Metazoa; Chordata; Mammalia; Proboscidea; Elephantidae. The coding region runs from base 703 to 1569 and encodes 288 amino acids. The record is from RefSeq and is a predicted model, not a curated record. Gene Ontology annotation, cellular component: cytoplasm.
ACCCGUGUGUGCUAAACCACCCCACCCCAACCUAAAAGCUCAAGUAGCCCUAACAGUUCACUGCGCCUGGACAACCUAUUUGAAAUAUGCCUAUACCACAUUCCUGUUUGAGAAGUUACCCAUUUUUCUGAUUACUAAAUGAUUACCCUUUUUUUUUUUUCAAGUUAUAAGUAAGUGUGAAAACCUCCCCCUUGAAAAACGAGUACGUACUCUUUCCGAAGUUCCAAACCUGGAAUAUAAGGGCCGGCUAAGCGUCCUUUAUCCCUUCCCGGAGACUCUGCGUUUAGCUAGCUGCCCUAGGGACCAAAACGCUAAGCAGAGGACGCCCCUUCCCCCUCCCCGCCCGGCAGCCAAGCCUGGCUUAAAGACCUUCGCCACCGGGCGGCGGAAUUACAAAGGAGGCCCUCCUUUGUCCUGGAUUUGGGAGUUGAGCGCGCGCCUUCGUCGCCAUUGGCUUUCCUCCCCCGGUUCCAGCCUUUCAUCUUGGGAAUCUGCGUCAGAAGUCACUCGCAGUCCCGCCAGCCCAGCAGAGAGGAAAUCAAGAAGAAGCCCCAACUUCAUGCUUCUUACAGUCUGGUUAGAAUGAUCCAAGAAGAAUGCACAUGAAAACUCAAGAUAUUAUUUUUCAUCUGGCAGAGUAGCAAUGAAGUAAAGCAGGUCACCAGCAAUCUCGAGAGCUUGCGGAAAUAGCUUGCAAGAAAAAUGAGGCUCCCUCUUUUCAUAGCAGAUGCAUUUACAGCAAAAGCAUUUUGUGGGAAUCCUGCGGCUGUUUGCCUCCUAGAAAAUAAAUUGGAUGAAGAUAUGCAUCAAAAAAUUGCAAGGGAAAUGAACCUCUCUGAAACGGCUUUUAUCCGAAAACUGCACCCAAAUGACAACUUUACACAAAGUUCCUGUUUUGGACUCAGGUGGUUUACUCCGGCCAGCGAGGUCCCUCUCUGUGGUCAUGCUACCCUGGCUUCUGCAGCUGUGCUGUUUCACAAAAUAAAGAAUGUGAACAGCACUCUGACCUUUGUCACUCUGAGUGGGGAGCUAAAGGCCAGAAGAGCAGAGGAUGGGAUUGUCCUGGACUUGCCUCUUUAUCCAGCUCAUCCCCAGGACUUCCAUGAAGUAGAAGACUUGAUAAAGACUGCCAUCCGUGACACCCUGGUCCAGGAGAUCUGUUAUUCUCCAGAUACCCAGAAUCUCCUUGUCCGGCUCAGUGACACUUAUGACAGGUCGUUUCUGGAGGGCCUGAUGGUGAACACACAGGAUCUGCUGCAAGUUGAAAACACAGGGAAGGUGAAAGGACUCAUUCUCACCCUUAAAGGAGAGCCUGGUGGGCAGAGUCAAGCGUUUGACUUUUACUCCAGAUAUUUUGCACCAUGGGUUGGUGUGGCUGAAGACCCUGUUACAGGGUCUACACAUACUGUUCUCAGCAGCUACUGGUCCCAGCAACUGGGGAAGAAAGAGAUGCGUGCCUUUCAGUGUUCUCAUCGAGGAGGAGAACUGAUGAUUUCAGUGCGUGCUGAUGGACGGGUUGACAUUAGGGGAGGUGCUGCUAUUGUUUUGGAGGGCACGCUGACAGCCUAAAGAUACUCCAGCUGAACCAAGAGUGAAAAGAGAACCUACAGACUGGGGGGAAAAAAUUGGCUAUUACAAAUCUGACAAAGGUCUAAUCUCUAAAAUUUAUAGGAAAAUCCAACACCUCUACAACAAAGAGACAAAUAAUCCAAUUAAAAAAUGGGCAGGGAAAUGAACAGACACUUCACCAAAGAAGACAUUCAAGUGGCCAAUAGGCUCAUGAGGAAAUGCUCUCCAUCACUAGCCAUUAGAGAAAUGCAAAUCAAUACCACAAUGAGAUGCCAUCUCACCCCGGCAUUACUGGCACAAAUCGAAAAAGCAGAAAAUAACAAAUGUUGAAGAGGCUUUGAGGAGAUUGGAACUCUUAUGCACUGCUGGUUGGAAUGCAAAAUGGUACAACCAUUUUGGAAAACGAUAUGGUGCUUCCUUAGAAAGCUAGAAAUAGAAGUACCAUACAAUCCAGCAAUCCCACCCCUAGGAAUAUAUCCUAGAGAAAGAAAAGCCGUCACAUGAAUAGACAUAUGCACCUGAAUGUUCAUUGCAGCAUUGUUCACAAUAGCAAAAAGAUGGAAACAACCUAGAUGCCCAUCAACAGAUAAAUGGAUAAACAAACUAUGGUACAUACACACAAUGGGUACUGCGUCGUGGUAAAGAACAAUGAUGAAUCUGAGAAGCAUCUCAUGACAUAGAUGAAUCUAGACGGCAUUAUGCUGACUGAAAUAAGCCAAUCACAAAAGGACAAAUACUGUAUGAGACCAGUACUAUAAAAACUGAAGAAAAGGUUUAUACACAAAAAGAAACGAUCUUUGAUGAUUACGAGGAAGGGGUGGGGUAGGGAUGGAAAAACACUAAAAAGUCAAUAGAUAAGUGGUAACUUUGGUGAAGGGUAAGACAGUACACAAUACUGGGGAAGCCAGCACAACUUGCACAAGGCAAAGUCAUGGAAGCUCCAUAGACUCAUCUAAACUCCCUGAGGGACUGAAUUGCUGGGCUGAGGGCUGUAGGGACCAUGGCCUUGGGGAACAUCUAGCUCAAUUGGCAUAACGGUUUAUAAAGAAAAUGUUCUACAUUCUACUUUGGUGAGUAGGGUCUAGGGUCCUAAAAAUAUGUGAGUAGCCAUCUAAGAUACUCCACUGGUCUCACCCCUUUGGGAGCAAGGAAGAAUGAAGAAAACUAAAGACAUAAGGGAAAGAUUAGUCCAAAGGACUAACGGACCACAACUACCACGGCCUCCACCAGACUGAGUCCAGUACAACUAGAUGGUACCCAGCUACCACCACGGACUGCUCUGACAGGGAUCACAAUAGAGGGUCCUGGACAGAGCUGGAGAAAAAUGUAGAACAAAAUUCUAACUCACACAAAAAAACCAGACUUACUGGCCUGACAGACUGGAGAUACCCCAAGAGUAUGGCCCCCAGACACCCUUUUAGAUCAGUAGUGCAGUUGGUCCUGAGGUUCACCCUUCAGCCAAAGGUUAGACAGGCCCAUAGAACAAGACUAAAGGAGCACACCAGCCAAGGAGCAAGGACUAGAAGGCAGGAGGGGACAGGAAAGCUGGUAAUAGGGAAUCCAAGUUUGAGAAGGGAGAGCGUUGACAUGUCAUGGGGUUGUUAACCAAUGUCAUAAAACAAUAUGUGUGCUGUUUAAUGAGAAGUCAGUUUGUUCAUUAAACCUUCAUCUAAAGUACAAUUAAAAAAAAAAAAAAGCCAUUUACUGAUGAUACUGGGUGAAGUACCUUUCCACAUGUGCUUCGGUGCUAUCUGAUUUGUGAAUCUUGUGCCCAAAUAAACUUCAUCUAAUAGAUUUAAAAAAAAAAAGAGGCUCCAGCUCAGGUGCUGCUAUCUUUAAAGACUAAGUAUUUUCUGCAAAAAAAAAAAAAAAAAAAAGUAACAGGCUGCCUUUAGCAAACUUGCUUUGUAGUCCAGUUAAUUUUUACAUUAUAAAUACAGAAAUAAAGAUGUACUAGUGGAGACGUAAGAAUGCUUCCUGACUAAUUAAUUAGAGGAGUUUUGGCUGUUCCUGUGAAUGUAUUUAAAAUGUAAGUGACCAGUAUCAAAAAUAAUGUCAUCACUUUGUUUGAUUAUGACAACCAAUCAGAGAAUGAGGAAUAAGUUUAUGAGUGAGAUUAAACCGUUUAAAUUUAGGUGCAAGUACCUGAUAGAAUAUUUUGCAUCCAUUAAGAAGACCCAGUAAACUCUGUGGAAAUAUAGAAAAAUAUUUAAUGAUAUAAUACUAACAGAGUGAGCUACAAAAUGUUACCAUCAUUAUACAUCCAUGAAGAAUUACGAAUGUGUAUGGACAAGGAUAGAAAAGCGAAAGUAGUUCAUGCAUAGAGUGAUAUGAUUAAAGGUAAAUUAAUGUAUCUAAAAAAUAUUUUAUUGUUGAACUCAUGGACAAUAACUAAGAAUCAGAACAAAAUCCCAAAAUUAAAAAGAGUAUGUACUUUAAACUACUUCCUGUGUUAUUAAACAUUGAAAGUAAUGUAAUAUUUUAACCUUUUUUCUGAUAUGUGGUAACUUAAAUUGUUCUCUUCAAUAAAAUGCGUUUUAACAGCUUUGGGUUCACUUAAAUCUGUAAUACUGAAUAGCUAUAGUUGACUUUCAGGUAGGGACUUUUGCAAGUCAGUAAGAGUGUUCAUUUCCGGUAAUCUCAUUGAUGGCAAUUUCCAGCCAUCUCUAAAACUACAAGCCAAUCAAAAAUUGCUAUAGAGUACAUCAAAUUUUUUCACCUUAAUUGCUACCAUGUUUCCUGUUUUUAUUUAUUUUUGCUAAAGUGUGUAAAGUGUGUAAAAGUUUAUUAUAACAGGAAUCUCAUGUUUCCCCUAAUUUACAGUGAAGUAAAUAUUGUACCAGCUUCAGUCCUUAUCUUAAUAACAAAUGAGCACCCUUCCCCACACACACUUCACAACUCACUGUAACACAUCAGCAGGACAUGACUGGAGGGUUUUCACAAAGUAUGAGGAUUUCUGAACCUGGGACUGAAUUGCAUGAGUCGUUUUAUAUAAAUGCAUAGUCUGAAGGGCCUGAAUUUUCUUUCCCAAAUGUGCUAAGUUCUUUUUUUUUUAAUUUUAUUUUGUUGUUAUUGUUGAGAACAUACACAGCAAAACAUACACCAAUUCAACAGUUUCUACGUGUACAAUCAGUGGCAUUGAUUAUAUUCUUCGAGUUGUGCAACCAUUCUCACCCUCCUUUCCUGAGUUGUUCCUCCCUCAUUAACAUUAACUCACUGCCCCCUAAGAUUCCUAUCUAAUCUUUCAAAUUGCUAUUGUCACUUUGAUCCCAUAUAGAUAGUUCUUAAAAGAGUGUAAUGCUCAAGGCAGACCUUUUUUUUGCUAGUUAAGCUAAACUAUUGUUUGGUUUCAAGAAAACUUCAAGGAAUAUUUUUGGUUUAAGUUUAAAGAUUAUCUCAGGGCAGUAGUUUCAGGGGUUCAUCUAGCCUUCAUGGUUCCAGGAAGUCUGAAUUUCAUGAGAAUUUUAAAUUCUAUCCUACACUUUCCCCCUUUUGAUCCGUAUUCUGCUAUAGAAUCUUUAAUCAAAAUGUUCAGUAAUGAUAGUUGAGCACCAUCCAGUUCUUCUGGUCUCAUGGCAAAGGAGGCAGUAUUUAUGGAGGCAAUUAGCCACACAUUCCAUAUCCUCCUUCUAUUGGUGACUCUCCUUCUUCCUCUGUUGCUCCAGGUGACUUUGUAAUGGUCUUUAUUCAGAGAUUAAGUAUAGUUUGGGGAGAUGUAUACAGGUGCCAAGUUGACAAGAGGUAGACUGUGAUGGUUAACGUUGUGUGUCAACUUGGCUGGGCCAUGAUUCUCAGUGUUUACAUGUGAUCACUCCCAUGAUGGAAUCUGCUAUGAGUAAUCAAUCAGUUGAAAGAGAGUUUCCUUGGAGGUGUGUACUACAUCUGAAUAUAAGCAGAUGCUCUGGCUUUUGCCCUUUCUGGAUCGUGCAGCUGUCUACUGUUCAUCUGACCUCCGGUUCUUAGGACUUGAGCUAUCAGCUUAUCUGCCAAUCUUGGGGUUCAUCAAUCUUCACAGCCCUUGAGCAAUAGCAGUGCUCUCCAACCUACUGAUCUUGGGUUUGCCAGCCCCUACAGCUACGUGAAUCAGGAGAAGCCUCUAUCCUGAUCCAUGAACUUGGGACAUUCCAGCCUCUACUAUCAAGUGAGCUGUUUCUUUGAUAUGUCUCUUUAUACAUAUAUAUAUAUUUAUACACUUUACUGGUUUUGUUUCUCUAGAGAACCCAGCCUAAGACAGAAUGAAUUAGAAUCGGAGCAAUUUUUUUCCCAUUUGGAAACCUGUUUGGUAUAUGCAUACUGUUAUGAAUUGAAUUGUGUCCCCCAAAAAUGUGCGUCAAUUUGCCUAGGCUAUGAUUUCCAAUAUUAUGUGAUUGUCCACCAUUUUGUCAUCUGAUGUGAUUAUCCUAUGCGUUGUAAAUCCUACCUCUGUGAUAUUAAUGAGCCAGGAUUUGAGACAGUUAUGUUAAUGAGUCAGGACUCAAUCUACAAGAUUAGGUUGGGUCUUAAAUCAACCUCUUUUUUUUUUUGGUCAACCAGAAGAUAAUAUAUUAUCAACAGGUGUAAUUUUCACUUUAUAAAUGAAAGGAUGUGUUAAGUUAGGUAAUGGACCAAGCCUCUAAAGUACUGGUGUAUCCCUACCAUACAGUUUCUGAGGGAAGUCAGCAGGGAAACAUAGGCCUCCAUACUCCUAGAAUCUGUUAGGUGGGGUCCUGAUGCUGGCAGUGCUCAGCAUUAGCUACACAGGUAGGGAAGUAGAGAUGACACCAAAGAACCUACACUCAGACGUAAGGGAAAAGCAUUUAACAUUUAAUUAACCUCCAUGUAGCUUCAAGCCACCAGGACACAGGCACCCCCAACACCCUUAAUCUUCUCAGCUCUUCUGCUGAAGAAUUUGGCCUUCACGAUGACAGGUUGUUUUGGGAGCUUUCCCUUCCCCAGAACUUUGUAGUAGCCCAAUCACACCACAUCAAUGACGGGAGCAGUUCCAGUCUUAUUUUUGGCAGCACUUACCCUUGUCUGCUCACUGACUAAGGUCCACAACUUAUUGAGGUUGACAGUAGGACAGAAGCUCUGGUUCCUCUUCAAGUGGUAAUGUCUCAUACCAACCUUCCCAAAGUAACCUGGAUGAUGUUUGUCGAAGUUGAUCCUGUGGUGAUGCAUGCCACCAGCAUUACCCCUGCCUCCUAGGUGCUUCCAGUGCUUGCCGAUGCGGCCGUGGCCAUGGCUCACGUGGCCCCUAAGUUUCCGGGUCUUCCUCAGUCUGGAUGGCAUGGCAGCGCCUAAGGCGAAAGAGAGCAAUCAACCUCUUUUGAGAUAUAAAAGAGAAAAGCAAGCAGAGACACGGGGACCUCAUACCACCAAGAAAGCAAUGCUGGGAGCAGAGUCCUUCCUUUGGACCCGAGAUUCUUGUGCUGAGAAGCUCCUAGGCCAGGAGAGGAUUGAUGACAAGGACCUUCCUAUGGAGCCAACAGAGAGAGAAAGCCUUCCCCUGGAGCUGACACACUGAAUUUGGACUUCCAGUCUCUUAGACUGUGAGAGAAUAAAUUUCUCUUUAUUAAAUCCAUGCACUUGUGGUAUUUCUGUUAUAGCAGCACUAGAUGACUAAGACAGAAUUUGGUACCGGAAGAAUGGAGUGCUGCUCUAAUAGAUACACAAAAUGUGGAAGUAGUUUUGAAGCUGUGAAUGGAUACAGGCUGGAAGAAUUUUAAAAUGCCUAAUGGUAAAUGCCCAGAUUGCCUUGAAGAGACUGCUGGUGGAAUUAUGGAUGUCAAAGGCGAUUCUGGUGAGGGUUCAGAAGGAACUGAGGAGAGCUGUUACACUGGGCACUGCACAGGUGGUGAGAAGCAGCAGCAGAGAAAUGAUAGCAGCAGAACCAAGAGACCAGCAUGGGACAGUGCUAGAGCCAACCCACAGAGCAAGAGAGCUGAGUGCCUUUGUGAAGGAGGCUUCCUGGCAGAGUGGGGUGCCUCCAGGCACUUAUCAGUGGAACUAAAGAGCUUUGGAACACUUGUCUCAGCAGGGCAGACAUGGGGGGUGAGGCCCAAGAGUCCAAGGAACCAGGAAGCAGAAGCUGAAGAGACAAGGAACACAGGAAGCAGAUCUACUUUGAUCUCAAAGGAUGGAGUUGCCACUCAGGUGGUCUAGGAGAAUGGGGCUGGCCAAAGCUGAGGGAGCAGAGUUGCCAUUCUAGUGGACCUGGAAAGUGGAGCUGAAGCCCAGGGCUGAGGGGCCUCCACUCAGAAUCUGGAGAGUGUGGCCUAUACCCUAGAGUCUGGAGAGCAGGACAAUUGUAAAAAUGGUCUCAAAGAACAAAGGAUUGUUUUCAAGGCUUCACAGCUGAUGUAAUAUGUUCUGCUGACUUGCUUGGCACCUGUUAUGCCUUCUUUCCCUCCAAUUUCUCCCAUUUGUAAUGGAAAUGCCUAGCUUGUACCUGUUCUACCACUGCACUUUGGAAGCAGAUAACUUGUAUUCUGGAUUUCACAGAUGAAGACUUUUUCAGAAGAUGAGAUUUUGGACUUGGGUUUAAGAUUUUGCUGUGGUACGAUGGGGUGAAUGUGUUUCACACCUGGCAAGGACAUGAAUUUUGGGGGGCCAAAGAGUGGAAUGUUAUGGAUUGAAUUGUGUCCUCCAAAAAUGUGUAUCAACUUGGCUAGGCCAUGAUUCUCAAUAUUGUAUGACUGUCCUCCAUUUUGUCAUCUGAUGUGAUUUUCCUGUGUGUUGUAAAUCCUACCGCUACGAUGUUAAUGAGGCAGGAUUACAGGCAGUUAUAUUAAUGAGGCAGGACUCAAUCUACAAGAUUAGGUUGUAUCCUGAGUCAAUCUCUUUUGAGAUAUAAAAGAGAGAAGCAAGUAGAGACAGGGGGACCUUAUAGAAAUAAGAGCCAGGAGAAUAGUGUGUCCUUUGGACCCAGGGUCCCUGCUCUGAGAAGCUCCUAGAUAAGGGGAAGAUUGAUGACAAGGACUUCCUCCAGAGCCAACAGAGAAAGCCUUCGCCUGGAGCUGGCACCCUGAAUUUGGACUUCUAGCCUCCUAGACUGUAAGAGAAUAAAUUUCUCUUUGUUAGAGCCAUCUAUUUGUGGUAUUUCUGUUGUAGCAGCACCAGAUGACUGAGACACCCUGGUUGAGAACCAUUGCUUUACUGACUGUUUUUUCUCUUCUCUGACUUGCUUUGUUUUGUGGUUUAGCUUUUAGAGGGUGGAUUGUUUGCCUCUUUCCAAGUUCUUUCCGGGGUAACAAUCCCCCUUACUAUUGAUGGCAUGUAUCCUGUACAUUAGGUGCCCACCUGGGAUCUGAAUUCACAGCCUGAGUCAGAUCUGCUGUUGAGCAAUCUGACAUGGUUGUUAAGAAGCAGUGUGGUAUUUUCUGCCUCCUGUGUAUAAGGCACCCUGUUGGAAGCUGACGGAAUGGAGGGCUGCAUGUUGGGAGGAAGCUGCAAAGGAGAUUAGAGAUAAGUUUAUAGGGCUGUCAAGGUACUCACACCCUGAGGAAACCAGAUUCGUCCUUUCGUGAAGAGACAAUGAGCACUUGCCCUGGCCUGUGAAUACAGCCUACAUAUGGCAUAGCGUUAAGUGUUUGGCUGCCAACUGAGAGGUUGGUGCUUUGAGUCUACCCAGUAGCAUCUCAGAAGAGAGUCCUGGCAAUCUACUUCCCAAAGAUCAGCCAUUGAAAACCCAAUGGAGCACAGCUCUACUCUGACACACACAGGGUUGCCAUGAGUCAAAGCUCACUCAACAGCAGGUGGAUUAUGGCACAGACACUGGGUGCCAUGGCAUAGUCGGAGUGUUGAAGGAUAGAGCUUAGAAAAAGAUUUGGAAAGAUUCAGAGAGGAAUACACAAGGCAUGACUGGCUGGGUAUUGUGUAGAGUUUCUACAUCUAGUUGUUAGGUGCCGUAGGGGCAGAGAGAGAAAGAAAAGACAGCAUCCUUGAACGCACAGUCUAGUUUACGGACAGAUAAAUAAUACUAAAAGCUUAUUAUUGUUAUCACUUAUGAUUACUGGGUUUUAAAAUACAAUAACAGAGAACCCCUGAGGGAGCAGGAGAGCAAUGGGAUGCAGACCCCAAACUCUCGUAAAAAGACCAAACUUACUGGUCUGACUAAGACUAGAAGGACCCCGGUGGUCUCGGCCCCCAGACCUUCUGUCAACCCAGGACAGGAACCAUUCCCAAAGUGAACUCUUCCGGCACGGAUUGGACUGGACAAUGGGAUAGAAAAAGAUGCUGGUGAAGAAUGAGCUUCUUGGACCAAGGAGACACUUGAGACUAUGUUGGCAUAUCCUAUCUGGAGGAGAGCUGAGAGGGCAGAGGGGGUCAGAAGCUGGUAGAACGGACACGAAAAGAGAAAGUGGAGGCAAGGAGUGUGCUGUCUCAUUAGGGGGAGAGCAAUUAGGAGUGUACAGAAAGGCAUAUAUAAAUUUUUGUAUGAGAGACUGACUUGAUUUGUAAACUUUCACUUAAAGCACAAUAAAAAAAACUAUUAAAAUCUAUAGAAAGGAGUUGGAAAUCACAGCAAUUGUGAGUCAUCCCCAGUGUAUGAGAAAGGGUACAGCUGCAGUUCUCCAAGAGGUGACCCUUACCAGCAGCGUCAGAAUCACUUGGGAGCUCAUUGACCCGAUCUGGUUGAGUUGAUUCCGACUCAUAACAACCCUAUAGGACAGAGUAGAACUGCCCCGUAGGGUUUCCAAGGAAUGGUUGGUGGAUUCCAACUGUCGAAAUUUUGGUUAGCAGCUAUAGCUCUCAAAACCACUGCACCACCAGUGCUCCAUGGCUGCCAUCGAGUCCGACUCAUAGCUACUCUAUAGGACAGAGUAGAACUGCCCCAUAGAGUCUCCAAGGAGUGUCUAGUGGAUUCCAACCGCUGGCUGUUUGGUUAGCAGCCCUAGUAGUACCUAACCACUAUGCCACCAGGGUUUCCUGGGAGCUUGUUAGACAUGCAAAUUCUCAGGCCCCACCCCAGACCUAUGGAGUCAGAAUCUCCUAUGGCGUCAGAGUCUCCGGGAAGGGGCCCAGCAAUCUGUGCUUUAACAAGCCCUCCAGCUGAUUCUCAUAUAGGCUCAAGUUUGAGAAGCACGGGUGUUCAGGAGG